Homarus americanus (American lobster) is the source of this 825-nucleotide messenger RNA. RefSeq lists its product as uncharacterized. NCBI's taxonomy places the organism in Eukaryota, Metazoa, Arthropoda, Malacostraca, Decapoda, Nephropidae. The record is from RefSeq and is a predicted model, not a curated record. The transcript has a single exon. Gene Ontology annotation, biological process: DNA integration. Bases 1 to 825 code for a protein of 274 amino acids. Gene Ontology annotation, molecular function: nucleic acid binding.
AUGCUCAGGAGGGCCAAGCAAACUGUCUACUGGCCAGGACUGGAGGGCGAUCUGCAAUAUCAUCGGUCCUUCUGUGACACCUGCAACACCCACGCACCUUCCCAGCCACCUGAGCCCUUGCUCCUGAUGCCACCCCCUGAAUACCCCUUUCAGCAAAUGGUGGUGGACAUGUUCCAGGUGGAGGGACACAUACACCUGGCCUACGCCGACAGGCUGACAGGGCGGCUUGGGAUCGCUCACUUCCCCAGUGGCACCUCCUCCUACAAGAUCAUGGCUCAGCUUAGAUGCUACUUCACCAGGUGGGGUACACCCGAGCAGAUAUUCAUGAACGGUGGCACUAACCUGGUCAGCGAGAUAAUGAUGGAAUUCUUUCGGAAGUGGAGGGUCGCUGUCCGUCUGUCUUCCCCGCAAUACCCCCAGUCCAAUGGCAGGGCAGAAGUCGCGGUUAAGACUGCAAAAAGGGUGCUCCGUAACAACACAGAGGAUAAUGGGAGCCUCGAUGACGACAAGGUAUCUCUCGCCCUUCUCCAGUAUCUCAACACUCCCCUGUGUGGUGUGGACAAGCCCCCGGAGCAGCUGGCAACAGGUCAACAGCUCCAUGAUGGUGUCCCCACGGCCAAACAGAAUUUCAAAAUCGACAGACAUUGGAGACAGACACUCCGCAGACGAGAACUCCAGAUGGUUCAAGACCACGAGGAGGUUCUUCGACAGCGUGGGGGUGUCAUCCGCCAUCGCUGCCCCUUGGUGCUUGGCAGCCGUGUCCAGGUCCAGAACCAGAUCACUAAAGCCUGGGACAGGUUAGGCACUGUCAUAGAGGCCCUCUAA